Molecule: messenger RNA, 1075 nt
Organism: Humulus lupulus (European hop)
Lineage: Eukaryota; Viridiplantae; Streptophyta; Magnoliopsida; Rosales; Cannabaceae
Exons: 3
Coding region: 262-852 (196 amino acids)
Source: RefSeq, a predicted model, not a curated record
UGUUUUGGGGAAUAAAACAAAUGAAAUUCCAUUAAUAAACACAUUAACAGAACACUGUAGUUGCAGACUAAAUUGAGUAGAUCUCCCACACUUUUAUUAGGCCAUAACCCAUCUCUCACACUCUUCUAAUCUUCUUCACUGUCUUUUCCUUUUCCCCAUUCAAACCAGAACGCGCAAACCAGCUGUCUCUCCCUGUUUUUCAAUUCCACAUCUUUCUUUCUUUCUGCUACUACCACUGUUUGUACGGCCACUGUCGCAUCUAUGGCGAUGACCCAGAGCUCGGCGGGGGCUUGUAGCCCGGUGGUCUUGAAGACGGGCCUCACCGUCAUCGCUCUCUGCAUUGCCGGCUACAUUCUUGGCCCCCCUCUUUACUGGCAUUUCAUGGAGGGUUUGGCCGCUGUUAGCCAAUCUUCUUCCUCUUCUACUUGCCCCCCUUGUGUCUGCGAUUGCUCUUCUCAGCCUCUCCUUUCCAUCCCCAUCGGACUGAGCAACACUUCCUUUACAGAUUGUGCAAAACGUGACCCAGAGGUGAGUGAAGACACUGAGAAGAACUUUGCUGACUUACUGGCAGAGGAACUGAAGCUAAGGGAAGCCGAAUCUUUGGAACAUCAGCGACGGGCAGACAUGGCUCUGCUUGAGGCUAAGAAGGUGACUUCCCAGUAUCAGAAGGAAGCAGACAAGUGCACUUCCGGGAUGGAAACAUGUGAAGAAGCAAGGGAGAAAGCUGAAGCAGCAUUAACUGCCCAGAAGAGACUAACAGCAAUGUGGGAGCAGAGAGCUCGUCAGAGAGGAUGGAAAGAAGGGAUGGCCAAGUCUCGUGCUCAGGCACAAGGAAAUGUCCAGACAGCAUAGAAGAAGCACCAUAUGACAUUGUGUGGAACAACAGCCCAAGGCUGCGUUCACAAGGAGAUUGCCUCCACUGGUACUACUUUUCACCUUCAAAGGGAGUUGUAUUAUUAAUCCAAUAUGCUAUAUUUACAAACUUAUAAAUAUAUGUUAUCACCAUCUCAAGCCAAAAUAUAGAAACCUUGUAGUCAUCUAUCACCUUCUAAAAGCAAUCAAUUUUUUUUUUUUG